Exophiala dermatitidis NIH/UT8656 is the source of this 1374-nucleotide messenger RNA. RefSeq names its product NADP-specific glutamate dehydrogenase. Gene Ontology annotation, cellular component: cytosol. Gene Ontology annotation, molecular function: L-glutamate dehydrogenase (NADP+) activity. The record is from RefSeq and is a predicted model, not a curated record. The coding region runs from base 1 to 1374 and encodes 457 amino acids. NCBI's taxonomy places the organism in Eukaryota, Fungi, Ascomycota, Eurotiomycetes, Chaetothyriales, Herpotrichiellaceae. The transcript is spliced from 4 exons.
AUGUCUCACCUUCCUUCGGAGCCUGAGUUCGAGCAGGCUUACAAGGAGCUCGUCUUGACUCUGGAGAACUCGAGUCUGUUUGAGAAGAUCCCCGAAUACAGAAAAGCUUUAGAGAUCUGCUCGAUCCCCGAGCGGAUCAUUCAAUUCCGCGUUGUGUGGGAAGACGACAACCACCAGGUGCAAGUCAACCGCGGGUAUCGCGUGCAAUUCAACUCGGCUCUGGGCCCGUACAAGGGCGGUCUCCGAUUCCACCCUACAGUUAACCUGUCUGUCUUGAAGUUUUUGGGCUUCGAGCAGAUCUUCAAAAAUGCUCUCACUGGCCUCAACAUGGGCGGUGGCAAAGGCGGGUCCGAUUUCGACCCCAAGGGCAAGUCAGACAACGAAAUCCGGAGAUUUUGCUGUGCUUUCAUGAGCGAGCUGGGCAAGCAUAUUGGUGCCGAUAUGGACGUUCCAGCCGGUGAUAUUGGUGUGUCCGGCAGAGAGAUUGGCUGGCUCUUCGGGCAAUACAAGAAGCAGACGAAACUCUGGGAGGGUGUCUUGACUGGGAAAGGAGGCAGCUGGGGUGGUUCUCUUAUCCGGCCUGAGGCCACUGGCUACGGCCUCGUUUACUAUGUUGGACACAUGAUCGACUAUGCCACCGGCGGCAAGGAGUCUUUCGCCGGAAAGCGAGUCGCCAUUUCUGGGUCUGGAAACGUGGCACAAUAUGCUGCUCUGAAAGUUCUGGAGCUGGGCGGUAUUGUCUUGUCGCUCAGUGAUAGCAAGGGUUCUAUCAUCGCCACUACGGAACAGGGCAUUGAUGCCGAAUUGAUUGCCAAAAUUGCCCAGUUGAAGGUGGACCGAAAACAACUAUCUGAACUCGCAGGCACUUCCGAAUUCGACAGCAAGGCCAAGUACCUGGAAGGCAAACGCCCUUGGCUGCAAGUUGGCGCUGUCGACAUUGCGCUGCCCUCCGCUACCCAGAACGAAGUCUCUGGCGAGGAAGCCGAAGGUCUGAUCAAGGCUGGCUGCAGAUUCAUUGCUGAAGGUAGCAACAUGGGAUCUACGCUAGAGGCAAUCGAGGUGUUUGAGAACCACCGGAGGAACAACAAGGACAAGGCCAUCUGGUAUGCUCCGGGCAAGGCUGCCAAUGCUGGUGGUGUGGCAGUGUCCGGGCUCGAAAUGGCUCAGAACUCGUCCCGCGUCCAGUGGACGUCGGAGGAAGUCGACAACCGACUGAAGGACAUCAUGAAGAACUGCUUCAAUAGCGGUCUUCAGACAGCACUGACCUACGUGACACCUGGCGAAGGAGAACUCCCAAGCUUGGUUGCCGGCAGCAACAUUGCCGGGUUCAGCAAGGUUGCGGCGGCCAUGAAAGAACAGGGCGACUGGUGGUAG